This is a messenger RNA of Scomber japonicus (chub mackerel), 2462 nucleotides long. RefSeq names its product polycystic kidney disease 2-like 1 (gene pkd2l1). Bases 1 to 2343 code for a protein of 780 amino acids. Lineage: Eukaryota; Metazoa; Chordata; Actinopteri; Scombriformes; Scombridae. Gene Ontology annotation, cellular component: membrane. The transcript is spliced from 14 exons. The record is from RefSeq and is a predicted model, not a curated record. Gene Ontology annotation, biological process: potassium ion transmembrane transport; detection of mechanical stimulus. Gene Ontology annotation, molecular function: calcium ion binding; calcium channel activity; sodium channel activity.
AUGAAGUGCCUGAACAACCGCGCCGACAGCCACCUGACCGGGCAGGUGGAGUGUGAGUUGGACGCCAUGGGCAACGGGGCCUGGGUAAACCAGGCCUACUGUGGCUCCCCUCCACCCCCAUCCCGAGCCGUCAGCACCAUCUACAACCCACAGCCUAUCUUCCAGGGCUCCAUGGACAGCAUGUACAAACUGGACACCCCUAGCCCAUUCCCAGAAGAACCAGAAUCGGCUGACCAAAGCGUUGUGAAGAAACGUAGAGGCUGCUGCUCUUUUAUCAAAGGUUUGUGGAGUACAACAUUGACUGAAAACACCUCAAACAACAGAGAACUCUUUGUCCGAACCACAUUACGGGAAUUACUGGUGUAUAUGGUGUUCCUGGUGGAUAUAUGUCUCUUGACAUACGGUAUGACCAGCUCAAGCACCUACUAUUACACUAAAGCCAUGACGGACCUGUUUGUGAAUACGGCCAGUGAAAAUGGGGUUAAGUUUCAAUCCAUUGGCACCAUGGCCGACUUCUGGAGUUAUGCCCAGGGACCAUUAUUGAAUGGCCUCUACUGGACUAAAUGGUACAAUAACCAGUCCAUGGACAAUGGAGACCAAUCCUUCAUCUACUAUGAGAACAUGCUGCUGGGAGUCCCCAGGAUGAGGCAGAUCAAGACCAAGAACAACUCCUGCAAAGUCCACAAAGACUUCCAAAAUGAGAUCAUAGGAUGUUUUGAUGUCUACAAUGAUAAGAAGGAAGAUGAUCUCAGCUUUGGUCUCAUUAAUGGCACUGCCUGGACCUACCACACAGAGAAAGAGAUCAAGGGUUCUUCUCACUGGGGCUUGCUGACAACCUACAGUGGAGCAGGAUACUAUCAGGACCUCAGUCAAACCAAAGAAGAGAGCUCCAUCAUACUGACAGAACUGGUGGACAACCUUUGGCUUGACCGAGGAACCAGAGUAGUCUUCAUCGACUUCUCUACUUACAACGCAAACAUCAACAUGUUCUGUGUCAUCAGGUUGGUGGUUGAAUUCCCAGCGACUGGUGGAGCCAUCCCUUCCUACCAGAUACGAACAGUGAAAUUGAUUCGUUACAUCACCUAUUGGGAUUACUUCAUCCUCGGUUGCGAGAUGGUCUUCUGUUUGUUUAUCCUCUACUAUGUUGUGGAGGAGAUUCUUGAACUGCGAAUACACAAGUUUGCCUACUUUAAAAGCAUCUGGAACAUACUGGAUAUUGUGGUCAUAAUGCUCGCCAUUGUUGCCAUCAUAUUCAAUAUCUUCCGUACUGUCAAAGUGGAUAACUUGCUUGGCAAACUGCUACAAAAACCUGGUAUCUACGCUGAUUUCGAAUUUCUGGCAUUCUGGCAAACACAAUACAACAACAUGAAUGCAGUGAACUUGUUCUUUGCAUGGAUCAAGGUUUUCAAGUACAUCAGUUUUAACAAGACAAUGACUCAGCUGUCCUCCACACUGGGUCGAUGUGCUAAAGAUAUCUUGGGAUUUGCUGUCAUGUUCUUCAUUGUGUUCUUUGCCUACGCUCAGCUCGGAUAUUUGCUCUUUGGUACAGAGGUUGAUACUUUCAGCACCUUCGUCAAGUGCAUCUUCACACAGUUCAGGAUUAUUCUUGGAGACUUUGAUUAUGAUGCCAUCGACCGUGCAAACAGAGUUCUUGGGCCAAUCUAUUUUGUCACUUACGUGUUCUUUGUUUUUUUUGUUCUACUGAACAUGUUUUUGGCGAUCAUAAAUGACACAUACUCUGAGGUCAAGGAGGAGCUGUCAUCCCAAAAAGAUGAGCUGCAGAUUACUGAUAUCAUCAAACAGAGUUAUAUGAAGACAUUCAUGAAGCUGAAACUGAAAAAUGAGAAAAUAUCAGAUGUUCAGAAGGCUCUACGGUCUGGAUCUGGAGAAAUUGAAUUCAAGGACUUCAGAGAAACUCUGAAGGAGAUGGGACAUGCUGAUCAUGAAAUUUCUGCAGCUUUCUCACGAUUUGACUGUGAUGGGAACCAAAUUCUAGACCAAGAUGAACAAGACAGGAUGAAAACAGAGCUGGAAGAAAAGAGGGAUGCUCUUUGUGCCGAACUCAACAAUCUUGGAAUUAAUUAUGAGAAAGAUUUACUGGAGAAGCCUUCUAUGACCUCAAAUGAUCAGAAGAACCACUCUAGUCAAACCACUGUGGAUCGGGAACAGUUUAUAAGGCUGAACAGGCAGGUUCUCCACCUUGAAAGCUCUGUGGCAGGCCUCACAUCCAGGAUUGAGUUGAUUAUGGAGAAACUGGGGUUACAAGACAAAACUAAAGGGAACAAAUCAGCAGGGAAACUAUCUGUGACCAAAAAUGAUGUGAGUACGAAAAAAAAAAAUUAAACCUGGAGAAAUGUCAGUAGUUGUAUGCAUCAAAUGAUCCUUUAAUGGGAAGCCACAUGUCUAAAACAAAUCGCCUUCAGUGUACAAACACUAGAGAUUCUUGGUUUACAUGAAGUACA